This is a messenger RNA of Helicoverpa zea (corn earworm), 2486 nucleotides long. RefSeq lists its product as uncharacterized. Lineage: Eukaryota; Metazoa; Arthropoda; Insecta; Lepidoptera; Noctuidae. The record is from RefSeq and is a predicted model, not a curated record. The transcript is spliced from 4 exons. The coding region runs from base 303 to 824 and encodes 173 amino acids.
AAUCGUAAAUCGGAACGUGUGUGCAGUCACUUUCAAUCUUUGCUCCUGUGAACUAGAUUUAGGUGGCCGCCCGUUGGACACGGUCAGUUAUACGCAGUAAUCCAGUAAGGUCGCUGGGUUAUACAAUACCGCUAGAACUAAACCGUGAUACUUGAUUGGACACUAAAACCUUCUCUAUUAAAACCUUCGUCGUGUGUGAAAUUGAUUAAAAAAAAUCGAACUCUAUUCAAUUUGAAUUUAGAAUUAACAGUGACAUAUUCAACUUGAAUUAAGAAUUUGCAGUGACAAAGUCAUAGACAAAAAUGCAGUUAUUAAAAGUGUGUUAUAUCUGGACUGUUUUGUUGUUGUUAUUAUUUGAUUGCUUAAUGGAAGGAUCUACACAAGAGUCGACAUUUGAAUUACCAGUGCAGUUAGUCGGAUUCCCAUUCAUUAUAGUAGCAGUCCGACUAACUAAUUUCGUGAAGAAACUGUCUUACGCCUUGAGUCCAGCGACAUACCGCUCCCGCAACCGUCGCCAGCUGACGUUUGCAGACCCCGAGCUAUUCGAUGCGACGGAGGUUGAGAAAUACAUCGUGGGCGAGUUCGGGGCGCGCGCAUGCAUCUUCGAACGCGUUUGCGCACACUACGCGAUGCGGGCCCAAGCGCAGCCACGCCCACAGUUCGAUUGGCCUGAUGUCUUCAGCCAAUACAAACGCUCACCAGACCAGGCCAAAGAGUUUUACCUUCUCAGCGUGUUCCUAGGAGACAUCGUGGGAUCCCCUCAACUGUGUCACCAGCUUGGCAAGAGACGGAACUGUGACAGUGGCCAGUAUGGCAUAGCGUAAUUAUACUUAGUUAUAUAAGAGCUCUGAAGAUGAAGGAAUAUGAGGUAAGGUUGUAUGUAUUUGUAAGGGUGGGUUUAGACCAAAUGAAUAAAGAACUAGCGUUACAAUAGGAGUUUUCUUUGGUAGCAUUUUGGCAUCUUUCUCGAUCAAGUUCUUUUUGAUCUAACCAGAUGUUAAUAUAGAUAUAUAUGGCAUUAUUUCGUUGUUCCAUCCAAAUAGUUUGAUAAAUGGGAUUUGCUUUAAAUGAAAAAUGGGUAUUUACACUUAGUAAUUGCAAAUAAUAACAAUUUACUUCAAGUGUAAGUCAUAAAAAAAUGCUCUUACAUGUUAUCCAAGAUAAAAAUGGGGGUCAUUAUUGGCAGAGUAGGUAUAUAAAAUUAUCCCGAAUGUAAUUUAAAAUUUUGUAAAAUCAAUUAAAUAAAUUCGCUGUUCGAGAUACUUCGUUCGAAAUACAGUUCUCUAAUGUAAUGAAAAUCUAAUUGGAGCUUCUGAUACUUUAAUUUUAGUAAGCAAAUCUAUAAGUAUGUAAUAUAGUAAAUUAGUUAUACAUAAUUUCUUAUUGGGUUGUAUUCCCUAUGUCGGGCAAAUGUGUAAUUCUAAAAAAAUAUUGUAGAAUUAUUGUGACUACAAUUUUCUUUAUAAUAGCAAUAAUUUUUUGAAUCUAUGUAUAAUCAUAUUUAUAUUUAAUUAUUUUAUGUAGAUAUCACUUAACUGUGUUCACAUAAAACCUUUAUGUUAUCUUACUUAAUAUCUUUAAGUAAUACUUAAGUAUUAAUGUAGGAAAUCAAAGACAAACUAAUGUUUUAGUCAAAAUACCACAUCAAUGUAUCGUGAUGAUAAUUAAGUUAGUUAAAAAUUUUUUUUUUAGAUUUUUUAAUAUUUUUGUACUUGUACACAUUUUAAAUAAAUAAUAUAGUUUGUAGUUUUAAGUUAUGCGCGCAUUAAAAGUUACCUAUUUUGUGAUGUAUGUAGUUUAUUAAGAUUUUAAUUUUGUUAUUGAUUACACAUUUUUAUUUUAUUAUAAAAAUAUUUUUCUAUAUUUUUUCACAUUAGUUCAGCAUUAGUAACUGCUAAUAUUUUAUUCUUGGAGUAGCUUUUUGUCCAUGGUUUUAUAAUUUACAAGAAAAUUUAUUUACUUCCUUAUUUUUGCUUUUUAUUAAAUACUUCGUACAUAUGAAUAUUCAUGGUAAUUACUAAUAAUAUUGUGUAAUUUUUAUCAUAUUUUUAUUUUAAUCGAUUGUCUAUAAAAAAUCUCUUUUCCUUUAUUUUCUUAUCUUUUAGACUUCUUUGGCUAACUUGUUUGUUUUCCUUUGUAAUAUAGUUUGUUGAAAUAAUUAAACAAAAUACCAUUGUUUGUUGUUAAUUAAUAUAUUAGUAAUAAGAUUUCAAAACCGUGAAUUCUUCCAAUUAGUUGCCACAGGAUAAUGUGCAAUGUUUUUUCUUUGUUUUUUCCGCAAUACUUUUGAAUAGAAAACUGGGAUUACUUAUUAAUUAUUUGUUAACUGUAAGAAUGAAAAAAAAUUAAUGUUUCUUAUGUAGGUAAAAAAAUAAUUCUGAUAAUUGUAAUUUUUUUUAUCCUGGAGUUUAGAUAAAAUAUGUAUAGUUUGGGCUCGUACAGUAUUUUUAAGAAAGUAGAACUAGUCAAAUAAAUAAUAAAUUGAA